CAAGGAUCUGUACAAGGAGGCCAUGAUGGAGGAGCACCAGCCUCUUAUAUCACAGGCAGAAAAUUCCCAUAAGAAUUCUGAGGGAAACUUCAUGUUGUCACUAAAUUAUAACGUAGAAGAUGAAGACAACAUGCAGUGCUCUUCAGGAGAAAACCUUAAUGUACAUCCAGGACUUCACAGUACAGAUCUGUCAUAUAAUCCCCCUGUUCAUGAGGAAUCUUCUGACCAAUCACAGAUUGCUACCACAAGUGCUGGUCAGAAAGGGGGUGAAAGGUUUCAAGAGAUCACAAAAAAAUCAAGUCUUUCUACAGACCGAAGAAUUCGCACACGGGAGAAGCCGUAUUCAUGUCCAAAAUGUGGGAAAUAUUUUGCAUAUAAAUCAGAGCUUGUUCGGCAUGAGAAAAGUCACACAGGAGAGAAGCCGUAUUCAUGUUCAGAAUGUGGGAAAUGUUUUACAGUUAGACAAACUCUUGUUAAACAUGUGCUACGUCAUAGAGGAGAGAAGCCGCAUUCAUGUUCGGAAUGUGGGAGAUGUUUUAGUGAGAUCUCAAGUCUUGUUAAACAUAAGAGAAUUCAUACAGGAGAGAAACCGUAUUCAUGUUCAGAAUGUGGGAAAUGUUUUGCACAGAAUUCAGCUCUUCAUGCACAUCAGAGACGUCACACAGGAGAGAAACCGUAUUCAUGUUCAGAAUGUGGGAAAUGUUUUAGUGAGAUCUCAAAACUUAUUAUACAUAAGAGAAUUCAUACAGGAGAGAAACCGUAUUCAUGUUCAGAAUGUGGGAAAUGUUUCACACAGAAAUCAGGUCUUAAUGCACAUCAGAGAAGUCACACAGGAGAGAAACGGUAUUCAUGUUCAGAAUGUGGGAAAUGUUUCACACAGAAAUCAGGUCUUAAUGCACAUCAGAAAUGUCACACAGGAGAGAAGCCGUAUUCAUGUUCAGAAUGUGGGAAAUGUUUUACAUAUAAAUCAAAGCUUUUUAUACAUAAGAAAAGUCACACAGAAAAGAAGCCUUAUUCAUGUUCAGAAUGUGGGAAAUGUUUUAGUGAGAUCUCAAGUCUUGUUACACAUGAGAGAAGUCACACAGAGAAACCAUAUUCAUGUUCAGAGUGUGGGAAAUGUUUUACACACAGACAAAGUCUUAUUACACAUGCGAGACGUCACACAGGAGAGAAACCAUAUUCAUGUUCAGAAUGUGGGAAAUGUUUUGCACAGAAAUCGGUUCUUAAUGCACAUCAGAGACGUCACACAGGAGAGAAACGAUAUUCAUGUUCAGAAUGUGGGAAAUGUUUUACACACAGACAAAGUUUUGUUGCACAUGCGCUAGAUUACACAGGAGAGAAGUCAAAUUCAUUUAAAUGUUUUAAAAAGAAACGCGAUCUUAUUAGAAAUGUGAAAAUUCAUACAGGAAAGAAGCAAUAUUCAUGUUCAGAAUGUGAGCAAUGUUUUACGCAAAAAUCCGAUCUUGAUAGUCAUGAGAGAAGUCACAGAAGAGUAAGGAUACGAUCACAAUUCCAGAAUUUAGACUUUGAUUUUGAUUCCAAUUAAAGAAUGAUGUUAUUUGAUAACAAAUAAAAUAACACCAUGAAAUACCCACAGUAACCCCAUGUU
This is a messenger RNA of Bufo gargarizans (Asiatic toad), 1609 nucleotides long. Its product is annotated as zinc finger protein OZF-like. The transcript has 3 exons. The coding region runs from base 23 to 1546 and encodes 507 amino acids. Gene Ontology annotation, molecular function: DNA-binding transcription repressor activity, RNA polymerase II-specific. The record is from RefSeq and is a predicted model, not a curated record. Lineage: Eukaryota; Metazoa; Chordata; Amphibia; Anura; Bufonidae. Gene Ontology annotation, biological process: negative regulation of transcription by RNA polymerase II.